Messenger RNA from Oncorhynchus mykiss (rainbow trout), 2792 nucleotides. It is a transcript of the gene mbtps2, whose product is annotated as membrane-bound transcription factor peptidase, site 2. Gene Ontology annotation, biological process: regulation of response to endoplasmic reticulum stress; membrane protein intracellular domain proteolysis. Gene Ontology annotation, molecular function: protein binding; metalloendopeptidase activity. Gene Ontology annotation, cellular component: cytoplasm; membrane. The record is from RefSeq and is a predicted model, not a curated record. NCBI's taxonomy places the organism in Eukaryota, Metazoa, Chordata, Actinopteri, Salmoniformes, Salmonidae.
UAUCGACUGCUCUGGCCUUGCGUCAUCGUCCCGGAAGUGGCGUCGCACAGUGGGGAAGAUGAUGAACUUGUCUGUAACCGUGUAGAGAUUGAGUGUGUUAUAUUUCUUCUCCCCCUGUAUGUGUCUGCUCUUUCUCUCGUCAUGAUUCCCGUGCCGCUCGUGGUGUGUGUUUUGUGCGGCUGGUGCUUCGUCUAUCUAACAGACGUGCUUCUGAAGCUGUCUGAGUCAUAUGGUCAUUGUUAUGAGAUGUGGCUAGGGUCAAAGGGUCUGUCUCUCUCUCCGUUCCACAUCCGCUGGCAGACCUCCCUCUUCAACCGCCUCUUCUCACGCUGCGCUCGCAUCAACCCACACGCCCUCUACCUCUGGUUUACCAGUGGUCUAGUGUUUGGGCUGGUGUCUAUGUGUGGUUCGGUGGUGCUGCUAAUUAGAACCCUGCAGCAGACUGUCCAUCAGAUGACAUCAGACCACCCUCAGGGAGCCAAUCAACAAACACUACAGGUGGUGGUCCCAGGUAUAAACCUGCCAGUCAGCCAGCUGGCCUACUUCUUCUCUGCUUUGCUGGUCAGUGGGGUCAUACACGAACUGGGCCAUGCAGUGGCAGCAAUAAGGGAGCAGGUACGUGUGAAUGGUUUCGGUGUGUUUGUGUUCGUGGUGUAUCCCGGAGCUUUUGUAGAUCUCUUCACCACACACCUCAACCUCAUCUCACCUGCCCAACAGCUACGCAUCUUCUGUGCAGGGGUGUGGCAUAACUUUGUGCUGUGUGUAGCAGCAUUGUGUUUCCUCUUCCUGUUGCCUGUCUUCUUGUUUCCUGUUUACUACACUGGGGCUGGAGCCCUCGUCACCGAGGUGGUGCAGGGCUCUCCUGCAGACGGUCCUAGAGGUCUGUCAAUAGGUGACAUGGUGACCGGGCUGGAGGAUUGUGAUGUCAGAACAGUAGAGGACUGGAACUCCUGUCUCACAAUCCACACUCACACACCUCAGACUGGAUACUGUGUCCCAACACACACCCUGCAACCCAGCUGGGCCCAUGGUCGAGUUUACAGGAGGUUGGAUACUUCCAUAGAAUGCUGCAGUAACAACAGUCUGACUGAUCUUUGCUUCUCCUACACCAAACUACAGGAGAAGGAGUAUGCGUGUCUCCCGGCUCGUAAGAUGCUGUCUGGCAGCCGUGUGUGUCGCAGCAACGCAGACUGCCUCACACACACACAUCUUGACACAGACCCAGACACACACUCACCCAGUGUCUGUGUCACACCUUCACUGGAGAACCAGACCAGGUUGAUCCGUCUUACUCAUCCACCCAAUACACAGAUGCUGUUUGUGGGGUACCCUCCUCACCUCCAAUAUGCAGUCAGUCUGACCAACUUUGCUCCUCGCUUCGGCUUCCUGAACCUGGACCUACCUGUUGUCAUGGAGACCUUCUGCAAAUACGUUGUGUCCCUGUCUGGAGCGUUAGCCGUGGUCAACUCUGUUCCAUGCUUCGCUCUCGACGGCCAAUGGAUGCUCUCCGCUCUGCUGGAGGCCACGCUGGUCACUGUGGUUACAGAUCGGCAGCACCGGGAGCUGAUUGGCUUUUUCCUGUUGCUGGGAGGAAGUGCUCUGCUGGCUGCUAAUGUAGCGCUGGGGCUGUGGAUGGUUACUGCCCGGUAACGGUAACUAUGACUACAAACCACCACCAACGCCUCCACGGCAACCAACGCCAAGAGACUAUCUCCCGGGGUGCUGUGCUGUGCCUCCGCACAAAGGCAUUGUGGGUCUCUUCCUGCUCCUCUCUGAGAGAAAGACUCCAGUUCCCAUCAGGCACUGCGGUGCACAUGGUGACUAAGGGAUGCUGGGGAAAUGUUGUGUUCAGCUGCACCUUCUCUACUCUCUGGAAUGUGUGUGUGUGUGGGUGUGUCGCGUCACACGCGCUGUGAAGAGGUAUGUGUUUCUGUUUUCUAGGGAUUUCAUGAUACUUUGUUGUUUUAUCUAUUUGUCCCACCUCUUUCUGUCUGUGUCUGUCUCUCAAUUUAAUUAAAGGGCUUUAUUGGCAUGGGAAACAUAUGUUUACAUUGCCAAAGCAAGUGAAAUGGAUAAUAAACUAAACAAAUUAACAGUAAACAUUACACUCACAGAAGUUGCAAAAGAAAGACAUUUAAAAUAUAUUGCUCUCUCCCCAUCUCUCUAUGUGAAAUAAAGAGGAAUUAUCUCACUGGAAUUUUCAGUUCUUCAUAUUCCUACGUGUGUGUGUGUGUGUGUCUAAGUAGGUGAUAGUGUAAUUUACUGGGGUGUGUAUCCCACAGACAAAUGUCAGUAAAUACGGAUUCUAUUUCUGUCUAACCACAGAGAUGCGUGUGUCUCCAGUCUGUGUUUAACUUUGUCAUGAUAACACACAUCUAGUAGUGUAUGUAUGUGUUUCAGACAGUGAAGUGUGUAGGGGGAUGGUGUAUUUCCUUCAGAGUAAUGACAGGCUGGAUAGAGGUUUGUAUAAACAUGGGAGGGAGGGGUGAAAGAGGUCUCUAUGUUCUGAACAACUGAAGGUGUGUUUGAUGAGUGGUUUUAGUUGCAAGGGAAGUCAUGUCUUUUUAAGGAUACUGGCCCAGCGUUUUUAACUGCUGAACUACCUGCCGCCCUCAUGCAGAAACCUCAUGGUCCCUUCUGUAUUGUGUUUGUACUGUUAGUGUCUGUCGAUGGUUAGACCAGUCACCUCUAUCCUAAGGCUACACCACUCUGGUCUGUCUUUUCAGAUCUGAUUACGUUUGAGACCAGAACAUCCCAGUGUCCAGAACAAGAAAUAAAAAAAUACAUGCAAA